This is a messenger RNA of Caenorhabditis bovis, 540 nucleotides long. The record is from the annotation of a GenBank genome assembly. Lineage: Eukaryota; Metazoa; Nematoda; Chromadorea; Rhabditida; Rhabditidae.
AUGUGGCGUCUCGUCGUUUGCCUUCUGCUGCCCACAAUCGUACCACUAACCUCAGCAGCAAGACCGACGCCCCGAAUUUUACGGACCACCACCACCACCACCACCACCACAACAGAGCCCACAAUAACGACAGCCUCAUUUAAAGUAGUCACUCCAAAAAUCCAAAUCAAUAGCAGUUGGGAAUGCGGCACCGACGCAUUCACGAAGGCGAUCAGCGAGGGCGAGAUUCUCGCGAAAUGCCCCAAACUUCGCGAUCACGUCAACAGCUGCUGCUAUCAGCACGACAAUUGCUACGACGAGCAGCGCGGUCAGAAUUUUUGCGACGAUCACUUCUGCGGUUGCCUGGAGGUCGUCACGCGCAGCUCGAAGCUCUGCCACACCGAAUCGAGCCCCAUCUUUUGCGAUCUCGUCCGCACGUUUGGCAAUGAGCCGUAUAAAAACUCGGCGCCGAACGCCACCACCACAACCGACGAGGGCCUUCUGGACAAAGAUGACUACGAUUACGAGGCGGCUGUUCGAAAUAUUUCAAUGAAAUUGUAA